GAGCUUACACGAUAAGGCGAAGAAAUUUUAAUUAAUCAAGAGAAGUUCAGGGCAGGGAUCGAUGGAGUGGAGAAAAUGUUAUCUAGAUGUCAUACUUGUUCCGCUUGGAUUCUUUAUCACCCUGGCCUAUCACAUAUGGUUAUGGCAUAAGGUCAGAACACAACCUCUCUCCACCAUCAUUGGUACUAACGCAAGCGGCCGCCGCUACUGGGUAUCUGCCAUGAUGAAGGACAACGACAAGAAGAACAUCUUGGCCGUCCAAACGCUUAGAAACUUGAUAAUGGGAUCCACCUUAAUGGCCACUACAUCAAUCCUUCUCUCAGCUGGGCUGGCAGCCAUUAUAAGCAGCACUUAUAGCGUGAAGAAACCUUUAAACGAUGCCGUAUACGGGGCUCAUGGUGAAUUCAUGGUGGCAUUAAAAUAUGUGACCCUGCUAUGCUUGUUCCUCUUCUCAUUCUUUUGCCACUCUCUGUCCAUAAGGUUUGUGAACCAGGUGAACUUGCUCAUCAACACUCCACCUGACCCCAUGUCCAUAGUGACCCCUGACUACGUAACGGAGCUGCUAGAGAAGGGUUUUGUUCUGAACACAGUGGGCAACAGACUGUUUUACGCAGCCAUGCCCUUUCUGUUGUGGAUAUUUGGGCCAGUGCUGGUGUUCCUGUGCUCUGUUACGAUGAUCCCAGUGCUUUACAAUUUAGACUUUGUGGUCAGCAGUACCAAGAAAAAGAGCCAUGUCAACAAUGGGGAUGGGGAUAGGGAUUUUGUAUGAGGAGUGUAUUCAGUAAUUGUCUAGUAAUUAUUAAUAUCAUAUCAGUUGGAGUUUUCAUUAACCAA
This is a messenger RNA of Manihot esculenta (cassava), 834 nucleotides long. RefSeq lists its product as uncharacterized. The transcript is spliced from 2 exons. The record is from RefSeq and is a predicted model, not a curated record. Bases 62 to 769 code for a protein of 235 amino acids. NCBI's taxonomy places the organism in Eukaryota, Viridiplantae, Streptophyta, Magnoliopsida, Malpighiales, Euphorbiaceae.